ACGUGGGAGUAUUUUGCCUUCUAUUUUAUUUAAUAUUUAAUAGCUUUUACUUACCAGAUUUAAUACGGCAUCGUUUUAUCUCUUUUAAACCUCUCUGCGACUUCUCUCUCACUUAGGGUUUUACAUGCUUGUUGCUACUACGUUUGUUUGUGCAUUUCUCCUGCUGGAAUUAAGAUUCGCUUUUUUCUCAUACAAGACUUGUUUCAAAAAGAGCUCAAAACCCAUCAAUGGUGUUAUCAUUCUCUCUUAGAUGCUUGUCGAUAGCAGCAAAUCAGAACUCUUUUACCGUGUCUUACCUUAUAAACACGUGUGGGUUGUCUCCAGAAUCUGCAUUAUCAGCUUCUAAACAUGUCCAAUUUGAAACCCCAGAUAAGCCUGACUUGGUCAUAUCCUAUUUCCAGAAUCUUGGAUUCUCAAAAGCGCACAUCUCUAGUAUAAUAAGAAGGUAUCCAAGAACGCUGUCAUCCAAUCCUGAGAAGUUUAUUUUCCCUAAAGUAGAGUUUUUUCGGUCUAAAGGUGCUUCAACGCCUGAUCUUGUAAGAAUAUUCGUUUCCAAUCCCUGGAUCUUGAAAAGAAGUUUAGAAAACCAUUUGAUUCCUACUUUCAAUUUCUUUAGAGACUUGUUACAAACUGAUCAGAAAACCAUUUCAACUAUUAAAUUGUCUCCUGGUAUUAUGGCUCGUCGACUUGAAUCUGAGAUGAUACCUAACAUCAACAUUUUGCGAGAAAAUGGAGUUUCUGAAGCUAAUAUCUUGUUGGUGCUUCGUUAUCAUGCUCAAAAGCUUGGGAGGGAUGCGAAAAUGUUUAAAAAGAUUGUGGAUGAAGUGAACGAAAUGGGAUUUGAUCCUUCGAAAUCACAAUUUGUUUUAGCAAUCAUAGCAUUGAGGGGAAUUAGCAAAUCGACGUGGGAUGAGAAGGUGGAAGCUUAUAAGAGGUGGGGUUGGUCUGAUGAAGAUAUUGGUACAGCCUUUGGGAAGUAUCCAUGGUGUAUGACAAUCUCUACAGAUAAAAUUAUGGCAGUAAUGGACUUCUAUGUUGACAAGUUGGGAUUAGACUCUUCUGUUAUUGCCAAUCGCCCUGUGCUACUUUCACUGAGCUUGAAGAAGAGACUUCUUCCAAGAGCUUCAGUUAUUCAGUAUCUGUCAUCAAAAGGUUUGGUUAAAAUAGAUUCUCGUAUAGCUCGAUUGUUCGAGAUGACAUAAAAGUCUUUCCUAGAAAAGUAUUUGAAUUGUUUUGGGGAAGCACCUAAGUUAUUGAAGCUAUACAAUGAUAAACUAUUAGAUAUUGGAAAAUGACAGGGAGCUCAGCAACAGGGAAGACACAGAUUCAGUUGUGUUUUUGAUGCUAUGAAAUUUGCUGUCAAAGACUUGCUUUGGCUGAGUGCAGUUAAUUGAUGAUAUCGAAUGCAACUGCGACUGUGUUCUAUUUUGUUAGAUAUCUGGGAUAUGAUGCCGGAAAUAGACCGAUUUUAUAUGUCUCCCUGCAUAAUGUUCAAGCUCAAAAAUUUUGAGGCAUAUAUCAGUUAAACAAAGAGAAGCAAGUGUUUUGUUCAAUCUCAGUAUGAAUGUAUGAUUGACAUCUUCUGUUGGUUCUUGUCUUGGUAACUGUCAUUCUUGGUUCA
Jatropha curcas is the source of this 1621-nucleotide messenger RNA. NCBI's taxonomy places the organism in Eukaryota, Viridiplantae, Streptophyta, Magnoliopsida, Malpighiales, Euphorbiaceae. The record is from RefSeq and is a predicted model, not a curated record.